This is a messenger RNA of Phymastichus coffea, 4866 nucleotides long. RefSeq lists its product as uncharacterized. Gene Ontology annotation, molecular function: DNA-binding transcription factor activity, RNA polymerase II-specific; RNA polymerase II cis-regulatory region sequence-specific DNA binding. The coding region runs from base 562 to 4194 and encodes 1210 amino acids. Lineage: Eukaryota; Metazoa; Arthropoda; Insecta; Hymenoptera; Eulophidae. The record is from RefSeq and is a predicted model, not a curated record. Gene Ontology annotation, biological process: regulation of transcription by RNA polymerase II. The transcript is spliced from 7 exons.
UCAUCCAUGUUUUCUAGAGUUAUCUUUUCAUUUUUGUCUGCAGUAUGAUUGCCUGGAAUCUAAUUUUUAUAGGAUAAUAAAAAAAAAAUAAUAAUAAUGUGUUUAGUUAUUCACUACUGAUGUACAUAUUCAAAUCUCGUCAGAUUCUUACAUGUACAAUGAUUCUACAAAAAGCACUUUUAGCGAUGAUGGUUCUACAAACAAGUCCAAAAAAAUUAAAAAUUAAGGGUUAAGUUUUUUAACCAUACAUAUGUUCUGUGCGGAAGUUAGAUUUUCAUAAAGAGUUACUAUUUGCAUUUUUUAAGCAUUUAUUAUUUAAGCGAACGGGAUAUAAACAGUGAUCACUUAGUGUCUGUACUGAAUUAUAACUGAAAGCUAAAUUUUAUCCAUGAUAAUUAUAUAGAUCUGUGUUUUAUGUUGAAGAUCAGAGCAGCGUUCGCAAUUUUUCUGAAUUGAAUAAAUAAAUAUGAUAGACAAUAAACAAGGACAAUAGGUAUGUGACUGUGAAAAAAUGGUUUUGUAAUAAUCAGGUGAAGUUAUGAAUUAGAAUUGUCUUGAUAAAUGGAGAAUUUGUAUGAUACAGCCACCCCUAUUCAACUAAGCUUGGUUAAAGUAAAGAAAAAAUUUGAAGCAGAAUCAGAAUUGCAUCUACAGGAAAGCUUUACUGACAAUAAAUUGGCUUUAGCACCCUCAAAUUCAUCUCUCAAUGUUUUUCAUUCCACUGAUUUGCUACAGUGUAUUUUAAAUAUUAAUAAAAUAACGAAUAUUAUUUCACAUAAGGACUUCAGCCCAGAAACUAAUGAGAAGAUUUGUACUAUGAUUCAAGAUACUAUUAGUCAUGAUUCUAUCUCUCGAAUGCAGCUCAUUCUUUCUCAAAUGGAUGAAUUAAAAUUUGAAGAGAAAUUAUUACUUUACCUGAAACUUCCAACUUCGUUAAUUAAUUCUAAUGUAAUGUGUGAUCCACUGAAGCAGCCAUUAAAUCCUUUAGGUAAUCGCUAUGAAAUUCAUCAAACUAUUAUGUGGAUUAAGACUCAUUUAGAAGAAGAUCCAGAAGUUUCUUUACCAAAACAAGAUGUUUAUGAUGAAUACAACAUAUUUUGCUCUAAAAACAACAUGAAACCUUUAUCGACAGCUGAUUUUGGAAAAGUUAUGAAACAAGUAUAUCCUAGAGUUCGACCUCGUAGACUUGGUACACGUGGUAAUUCUCGUUAUUGUUAUGCUGGACUAAGGAAGAAACUUAUUCUAAAACCUCCAACAUUGCCAUCUACGUAUGAUAAAGAUCUGGGAGGAGAUGGAGAAUAUAAUACAAAAGAGGAUAUGCUUGGAGCUGCUUCAAUAUUAAUUAGAGAAUGGGCCGAAACUUAUUUUAAUGUCAAAUUUCCAACACUUUGUACUCUUGGAAAAUAUCUGGUUGAUAACCUUUUUGUAGAUAAUCAAUCUUUAGCUGCUAUAUGUAUUAUGAGUUCUUCCGAGAAUUUUCAGUCAUCAACGAGAAAUACAGAUAUUGAUCUCGGAUCGCCUGAAACAACUGCCUCUGGAAAAAUUGCACAAUUCAGAGAUACUCAAUUGCUGUUACAACGUAAAAUUCAGCAACGUGAUCACAAAUAUCAAAUAUCUUGUAGUUCAGAGUAUGAAAAUAGAUACAACCGUCAAGUUAGUAAUAUGGAAAAAGAAACAAAGAACAGUAAUAGAAAUAAAGAUUCUAAUUCAAAUCAACUCGAGACUAAAAAUUUUAGAAAUAUGUUAAUGAAAAUAAGUAAGAUAAACAUACCUUCAUAUAAUCAAAAAAGGAAAAUUCGUCAAAUAAAUAAACGAUAUUGUAGCUCUCCGUUGUCUAUUUGUGAUAUGCGAAAAGUUCAAGCAGUCAAAUAUAAAGAACCUAAUUUGUCAGAUGAUAUGGUACCAUGGCGUGAAAAGAUUUUAAUGAAACAAGAAUCUUCAAACAAAACUCGAAAACGUGCUAACAGUUGUGCACCUAAUCUAUCUGAGAUUGGUGAGCGAAUACCGGAAAAGGCGUUAAAAUUUAUCGAUAAGGAGAGUAAUAUCCAUAGCUUCGCAUCCUCAGUCUCUUUAAAAUCUAUUAAUUCUUCAACUCCUAUCGAAAUGCAAACUAGGAAGACCCCAAUGAUAUUAGCUAUAAAUCCAAAAGUGUCCAAGAACACUAAAAGUAGUAACGAUCAGCCCUUGACAAGCUGUGAUAAAAAUCAAUCACUAUCUUCUAAAAAUUACUUUAAAUCGACCAGUCGAUCCGAAGGAUCCAAUUUACUAAAUAAGUCGAACCAAUUAUUCAAUAAUGAAAAUUUCUGCUUUUCGCAAAAGCAACUUCGCUUAAAAUGUGAUAAUAUUAUUGAAGAUUAUCUAAACAUUCACAAUUCUCAGGAACAAGAAGAAGAGUUGCUACAGUAUUUUCAGCAAAACAGUUCGUCUAGCUCAGACGCGGAACUAAGCAAAGUAAGUGAAGUCGUUGAUAUUAGUUCGAAGAGCUCAAGACAAGAUAAGGUAUCGCAGUUAAGAAUAAUUUUACAAAAUAAUCUGAAAGACUUGACACCAACGUCAUGUAAAUCUAAUAAAGAUGAAAUCCCGAACAAGCAGUUAAAAAAAAAAAAUAUAAAAAGCCUUCAAGAGAUUCCUGCUUCAUUCGUACAUCAAAAUGCCAAUCGGAGACACGUCAGUUUCGAUGUUAAAUUAACCGAGCAAUGCACUCAAACUACAGGUAAUAUCAGCAGCAGCAAUAUAAUUGCUGAUACUCUUGCCAGCAUCACUAUACCUUGUAGCCCAAACACACGUCGUCGAAUAUUCGACUUUACCCCCAUCUCACCAACUCCAAGUCAUUCUCCCAUAAAUUUCAGUGUUUCAAAAUGUAAUUCUGCUGACGGCAGUCCCUUUGUAUCACCACGAAACACGCCGAUACCUCGCUCACGCAGUAAUCUUCAAAGAAGUUCAAGCUGGCGAGCACGUUCUUCCCAACAGCAGAAUAUUCCACGGUCGAACUCGUCCUGCAACGUAGAUGAUUUUAUUGAACAAAAUCCAUUAAUAAUACCAGAAAUGACAGCAGUCUCAGCGAUAGGAGUGCUUAAUAAUGAGUCGUUAACGUUCACUAAUUCUUGUAUAACUCAUCCAUUUCUUUCAGACCUUACUUCUCAAGAACCACAGUUGCUUAUUAACUAUCCAAGUCAAGAAAAUCUUCAAGAAAUAAAAAAUGUCUCAAAUAAGCAGUUCCAGCCAACCGACAAAGAAAUCAGUGAUCUUUUGUUGAACGAAAAACAACUAUCAUUUUCUAAGGAUCAGUCAUUAUUUUACCGUUCUCAAUCAGUGCCCUUACAUCGAAUGGUCAAUCCAGCUCUACUUUCGCCUAUACUUACUCAUCAAUUAACUCCGACUCCUACUCCAACCCCAACGCCAACUUUAACUCCUACGCCUACUCCGACCCCAACUUCAACGCCAACUCCCAUUCCAUGUCUUAGCCUACCACAUAAACUUAAUAUACCCCAAGUUAUAACUCCAGUUCUUGGUGAUUCGAGCGACUUUAAUUCAAGUACCAUGCAGACCAAAUUAUCUCUUGACGACAAAUAUAUUAUUCCUAGCAAUUUGAAUAUGUUCGGACUAUUAAAUACAAGUAAUGAAAAGAUUGAUAUAUCACAUUCUCACGAUGCAAUUGAAUACGCAGAACAAGAAGAAUCUAAACAUGCGAUUAUCGACUCGGUUGAGAUUCUUAAUGAGACGGUCCUUAGUUCUGAUUUAACACCAAGAUGGUUUGGUGAUGAUGGUACUUGCGUCUCAAAUCAUUCUGUUAAAAGUAUCUCUUCUAGAUCAUAUCCAAACACGCCGUUACCAUUGACGAAUUCAUCUUUAAAUAAAAACUGUUUCGACGAUAAUAAUGUUUCCAAGUCUCAACCAAGUACACCUAUGCAUUCUUUGCAAUCAUUAAACUCUUCAUCAUGUUUUUAUUUGGGAAUAAAUGAACCUAUGCUCUGUAGCCCUACUCUCGGUCCAUUAUCUAUUCAAGAUAAUACUACUUGUCACAUAGGUAGUGCUUGCCCGACCAAUAAGGAGUGUAAUGUGACCGAUUUUUUAGAGCCAGAUCUACCUAAUAACGAGACUGAUGACUUGGACUCUCUAACAAACUUUGGUCAAUUACAAGAUGUCGAUACAUUGACACCGUUGUUCAGUGACGUUGUCGAAUCAAAUCAUUGAUUUUUUCGGUAUUCACUUUCGUUAUACCAAAAAAUAUAGACCAUUCCACAAAUUCGUACAGUGAGAAUUUUGAUUUUUAACGGUUGUCAACGAUUAUAAAAAAACGGAUGAACCAUAUAUAAAUAUCUCAUUACUUAUAUUUUUGACUUUUGUUUAUUAUCUAGUUAUUUAAAGUGUUGAUCAUUUUUUAAACUGAUAAAUUUUGUGUUAUAAUCAUUCGGUGUUAUCUUCUUUUUAAAAAAGUUUCAAUAAUCAGAUCAAAAUCAUUGUACAUAAUGAUUGCCUCAAUAUGAAUAGGUUGUAAUUUAUGUUGUUUUAUAAUAUACUGAUGUCAUAUUUUCUUACAAAUUAAAAAAUUACUGCUGUACGCAUAUAAAACCUCUGUUAUUUUCUUAUAAAGAGUUAUAGGAAACAUAUAACACAAAGUAUUAUUUCCUAUCAUUUUUAUGUAAACGAUACACCGGAGAAAGUAUAAGAUCCAAUAAUGAAAAUAGUUUUUUAUGUAUAAGAUGAAUAAAACUUAUGAAUGUUUUAUGUGUCAAAUAUUAUGAUAAUUUGGAACUGUAUAAUAUUUACCUUUAAAGUUUUAUUUAUUCGUUUUAUAAUUAAAUCGAUUUAUUUUUAUAAAAUUUUGUUAUCUAACAAGAAAUCUUGCUAUGCUUCAACGUUAUA